GCGGCUUAUUUAUCAGCCACAAGAGGGUUUACUCAUACUAGUCACCUUCACAUCGAGCUGAAAGAGACAGUAUAUAGACUUGUUAUACCAAAGUAAGCAGUAAUUUAAACUUCACUUAAACUAGUCUCCGUUAAAAUUGUGGAGUUGUUUAGUGCUGUGAAACUUGUGAAACCUGUGGGCGGUGAGAACUGGACGGGCAAGUAACCCAACUAACAACUGUAUAUGAAUGUAAAGAGGGGAAGCUACAGAAGAAACGACAACCCGCGGAUAUGGCACAAAGAUUUCGCGUUUAAAUGUCAAGUUUGGACUGACAGACACGAUAAAUGUUUAUGGUUAAAAUGAAUGGAAGCGCGUGAUUAGACGCAGCGCAACAGAGAUAUGGACAUAACAGAUUCUUUGCAUUCUCAACUAAGAAAACCUGCCAGUCUUGUACAAUAAACACAACUGCCUUUGCCAGAUCCCUGCCUCUGGGGUCGGGUUCAAAGGCAAAGCAGUCCGAGCAUGCUUUCAAACAAGUCCUGUGAGAACAUCACUCGGAUAGACGUGAACGGCAACCCGGUGAUGAGCACUAUCAUGUUCAUCGCUGGUGUGGUUGGCAACCUGGUGGCCUUGGCCAUCCUGGGUGUGCACCAAAAAGAGCGUCGCACCAAGACCUCUGUCUUUUGCAUUCUCGUGACAGGCCUCGCUCUGACAGAUCUGUUGGGAACGUGUUUACUCAGCCCACCUGUUUUUGUUUGCUACGCUCAAAGCCUAUCCCUGGUGGGUCUUACGGGAAAUCGGUGGCUGUGUGAACUCUUCGCCUUUGCCAUGACCUUCUUCGGUCUCGCUUCGAUGCUGAUACUGUGCGCGAUGGCAGUCGAACGAUGCCUCGCUAUAAGUCACCCAUAUUUUUACUCCAAACACGUACGGAGAAGCUUUGCAAAGGUUGCACUGUUCCUCAUAUAUCUCUUCACCUUUGUUUUCUGCUUGCUGCCUUUCUUUGGAUAUGGACGACACAAGCAGUACUGUCCUGGGACAUGGUGUUUUAUCAAGAUGGAGGCAGAAGGCGAAGGCGAAGAUGAGGAGCGGAGGACUCUGGCUUUUUCGCUCUCCUAUUCAGUGCUGAUGGCACUUUUAAUCGCUAUAGUUUUCUUGUGCAACGGUUCGGUUAUUGUUAGCCUCUGCCGUAUGCACCGGAGUCAGUUGAAUCGACGGGGUUCGGUGGUGUCGGCUGGACGCAAGAGGAGGCUAAGCACUUGGUUUGGACAGGGAGAAGAAGAGAUGGACCAUCUGGUACUGCUUGCAUUCAUGACCUUGAUCUUCGUCAUUUGCUCCUUGCCUCUGACUAUCUGUGGUUUCUUGAAUGCCAUCAGUCCGGUGGGCAACGAUCGGCAAAACCUCGCGGCGUUCCGCUUCUCUGCUAGUAACCCCAUCCUGGAUCCUUGGAUCUUCAUCAUCUUUCGUAAGACAGUCUUUAAACACCUCAGAUCCUUCUUCCGCUGUCGUUUUCCCAAAGAUGCAGUAAAGACCCCCACUCAGAACGCCCUGUCUGCCCCGUUGGAAGCAGGAGACACCAGUCACAGCACCGGCAUACAGAGCAAGAUCUACUGUAGCCUCCCACAGUGAGAUCUUGAAGAUAUAAAGACAAAAUGACAAUGUGCACUAAAAGAGUCAAGGGGAUUGGGCUUUAUUUGGUUAAGCCUGAAAAAAGACAGUAUGAAUGUAUCUAGUGGUAGAAACACCAAGAAUGACAGCAAAAAUGGACAAAUGGACGCAGUUUCAUGAAAUGGAAAGCAAAAGACUUUGUAAAUAUGAACUAAAGUUUAUGCAUAAGCAGGUGAAAAUCCCUAGAUGUGUGUAUGUGAGCUUGCUAAAAUAACCGAAAUGUGUAAAAAAAAACAACUAAGCAAAUUUGAGGAUGUGGCACAUACCGAAAACCACAUGCAUACCCAAAACAGAAGUGUGUACAGAUGUUCACAUAGUCUGCAGUUUAUCAGCAUUGAGAAACAUCUAACAUCAGAAACUUUGAAUACCAAUUAAAAUCCUAAGAAAUAAAAUGUACUCAUGUGGUUCCAAUCUGUUAAGAUGCAGUAGUUCAGAUUUUGAGGAAUUGUGAUGCUGCUAUUUUUACAUACAAUGAAAGUGAAUGCAGACCACAUUACGUGUGGAUUUGAAAUGACAUGAGGUUGAGUAAUGAAGGACAUUUUUAAGUGUACUGUCCCUUUAAGAAAAGAGGAAAGUCUCUGUGUACUGCAGAACUGUCAAAUAUAUCAACAUGUUGAAGUGUCAGACACAUCAAACGUACAGUACAGUAAUAUAACCAUGCUAUAGGGGUGGUAAUGCAGUGCUCUCUGCUAUAACAUUUAAAGGCUUUUCACACUACAUUUGAACAUAGGGUCACAUCUGUAUCCGUGGGCCAUUUAUAACUCUCAAAGUGGUUAGCACCCUUUAUAAACAACAGCACUGAAUAACAAUCGAAAGUGUAAAAAGCCUACACUUGUAAAAUGAAGGGGCUUAAAAGGUUAUUUACAGCGAUGCCAUAGAAAAAACAAUUCUUAUAUAACCUAAAAAAUCUUAUUCCACCUAACUUUUUGUGAAACAGAAAUGUUGAUCAGAUGUUAAAGGUGUAAUGUGGGUUUCAGCGACAUCUAGCGGUGAGAUUGCAAAUUACAACUAACCUCAAUUUCGAAACGCAACGAGAAGCUACGUUAGUUAAAACAUGGAAUUGACUUCCAACUAAGGGUGUAGAUAAAAGCGUCUCAUUCUAAUGUAAUAAAAACAAUACAGUUCAUCAUGUAAGAGACAUCACUGAUAAUAUAGUUACGUAUUUUAAUUUGCAUUUCUGUCAAAAGAUCCUUCGAAAAGUCCCACAUUGCACCUUUAAAGGUUCUUAACGGAACCAUUCAGCCAAUAAUGGGUCUUCUAUGGCAGUGGUUCUCAAACUUUUUCGGCGUGCGGCCCCCCUUGUGUACAGUCCAUUCUUUCACGGCCCCCCGAAAGAAAAUUUAUGACAAAAACAGGUCUACAAAAUAUUAUUUUAAUUAAACAAAACAUACAAAAUUAUACCUAGUAGUGCUGUUGGUUAGUUGGCUUAUUAUUUGUUAGGUUUAAUUACACAGAAUUCAUGAUAAAUGAAUGUAUCUUAUAAAAUGUCAUAAAACUGGGGCCCCCCUGGCACCAUCUCACGGCCCCCAGUUUGAAAACCACUGUUCUAUGGCAUUGUGAAGCACCUUUAUUUUUAAGAGUGUAUUAGUUACUAAAUUAGUUUUACUUUAUAUUUGAGUCAUGCUGUAUUUGAUCAUUUUCCUCAGAUAAAUAUAGCAGAAUGGUUCACAAACCCUAAAUAAUUGCUCAGCAAUGGUAAGUGUUUAAGUUCUACAACCUUAAUAGAGUUUUUCAAGUUAAGAUGUUUUUCGAAGUGGGCAUUUUUGUGAAAAUGUAAAAAUCACAUUUCAGUUUGUAUUUAAUGAUGGCACACAAGUAUGUCUACUUGAUAGAAUUAUGAUUUUAUUUAAAUAAUCAAAUCAUAAGGCUUUGUAUAGUGUACAGUACAGUUAUAAGAAUGUAUGUAUAGAUAUAAAAAGUUUGCAAUGCAAUGCAUGCUUGCUCUCAUAACCGCUCUCAAAGCUAUUGCGAUCGUCCCAAAUAUUUAACACAGAACUGUGGAUAUCCGACUUUAGAUAGGUUACAUAUGCUGCUAUCUGCUAUAUUUCAGCAUAUUCACACCCUUACUUAACUACACUCGCUAGCCAAAAUGCUAAAUGUAUAAAAGGUGGCACUCAGUCCUGAGCUAAUCUCUUUAAUACAUAAUGUUAUUACCUACAUGUGCACAAUUUGCGUGACUUACCCAGUAUAGGCGGUUUUAGCAGCAACAACAUAAACAAACGGCUUUUGUGGACCAAACUUAAGUUUUUUUCUGAUAACAAAGCAAAAUACAUAAGCAGUAAAUUACAUUAGUUCAAAUCAUAGCUAAAGUGUAUCAGCCAUUACACUGAGUUAACAUUAACUCUUUCCCCGCCAUUGACAAGUUAUCUCGUCAAUUUAGAGACAACAUUUCCCUACCAAUGACGGUUUCCUGACAAUUUUUUUACGGUAAUCUGUAAUUCCCCUAUUAUCCACUAGAUGGAUAAUAAACUAAAGCAAAAAAAUUUUUUCAACAUUUAAAACUGUGUGUUUUGAUAACCGUUCUGAAUCUGAUCUCUAACAAAAUUGAACAACGUUUUGUUUAUUUGUUUGUUUGAAAGCAAAGGGUCUUUUCUUUCAUUUGAUAAAUAUAUACAUAGUAUGUUUGUUUAUUUAUAGAAGAAAAUUUUCCUGGAAGGCAUUUUGUGAAACUUUUGUGAAAAUUAAGAGAACAUCAAAAAAAGAACAAAACACGAGACAACCAGCACACAACAACAAAAGGGCAAUAGUUAAUGAAUAGGUAGCAAAUAAAUGUGUAAACACGCCGCGAGAGACGACUGACUGUGGGUUCACACUAGCCACGUUUGAAGCGUCAAAUUCACAUCUACCGCGUCUAGGUUGCCGCUUGAACAUUUUAACAGUACAUUCACACGGGGCGUAAGCGUAAACGCUUCCCAUUCACUUUUAAUGGGUGACGUCAUGCGUUGCCGAAGUGAAUUGUGGAUCCGUCAGUGCCGCGCCAGGGCCUUGCUCGCGGCAGAAGUCGAACAUUUCUCAACUUUUCAAGCGGCAACGCGUGCGUCAGCCAAUCAGACGUUAUGCAAAUAAUCUAGGCAGAGAGCCAGCCAAUUACAUUUAUGGAAGACCGGAGCACGUGUAGCGGCCACUGUGAUUGGCUGUUGGCCACACUUCAGACAAGCCUUCCGUCAAGCGUUAACGCUUUCGCAACGUGUGAAUGCGCCGUGUGUUUACUCACAUCAUUUGCGCGUGAAAUUAUAGUCAUCGAGACAUUCACGCGGAAAUUCACGUCAUGUGACUCUGCUCGCUUCCUGUAAUCACGUCACUACUAGAGCAAGCUCCUGAUUGGUUAACGCGGCAUGUUUUUCCGCCAAAGUUAAAAUUUUUCAACUUGCCCAUUUGCGCGUACUACACGCGUGAAUGAGGCGGAAUCACAUCUACCGUGCCGCGCUAAACGGCUCAUUUGCGCUGUGAGACCUCCAGACGCGCGUCAAUGCGUCUUUACAUUGAAAUCACUCACGCUUCACGCCUCUACCGCAGCUGGUCUGAACGCAGCAUGAUUGGCACUUGUUCUGGCGUCCUUUUAAAACUGUCGAAUAAUGUGGAUUGGUAGGGUGGAAUGUGACGUCAUUUACAGUAUAAAGUCGGGAGAUUGACAUCUGAAUGGACCAAUAGGACAACAGGAUGGAUCUGGGACGGGAUAGUGAAGAGAGAGAGCGAGAGAGAAGAAACAAAACAGAGAUUCACACAGACGUAACAGGUGGGAGCUGUGCAUAUUCUGCUGAUAUGUAUUUAUAGAAUGUGUUCGCAUCUGUGUGCUACUACAGUCAAGACUCUGUCAUAAUAUUUAAUAAAGUCAUUCUUAAGAAACAAAGCCAAUUGUACGGGAAAGUUUAAGGAUACAUUGUAUUUGUUUUAAAACAACCGCUAAGUAAUCACAACUUGCACCCAAAGUACCAGACUUUACAUACAAUACCAUACAGACUGUGUAUAUGUGGGAGGGGUCAAAAGAUUUACUUCAACUAAAGUAUCAUCCCUAAUGCUAAAUAAUAUGUAUAUAUUCUUACAAGCCAAUGUAGUUCUCUCAGAAGUUUGUAAUGGGAACACAUAAAACACAAAUAUCCUAAACCACUAACGGUGUCUAUGAGACCUAACAUUUUAUUACAGGAUAAACAAACUAAGUGAUUGGUGUUUUUCAUGUUCAUAACCUAACCGGUUUGACAUUUACUGUAUCAUGCAGUGCUAGUGUAAAGUUCCUCUCUUUCCCAUCAUGUGUGAUGAAAAUGUGCUGUUUGCAUGCGUGUUAUAAAUUUGACACUCUAUGAUGUGAUAUGAUAUUUUUGUAAAUUGCUGUAUUGUUGAACCAAGUUUCUUUGCACAGUUUACAGUUUAUAGUACUUCAAAUAUUGUUCAAUUGCACUUUGCAGUUUAAGUUUCCUGCUAUUGCAACGCUAGUAAAGAAAACAACACCCUCUCCAAACAAACAAAGUGUCUUUGUCGAUUACUCAGAACCAAAAUGUUAUGCAACAAAUUAAUUAUUUAAAAGGAAAUGAGAGGGUUUAUGCAGGUUGUUUUUAAAUCAGUGCUGCCCUGAACAAGCUAUAGAAAAAUGUUACACUAAUCAUCCUGUUCACAUACACACUCACCUAAAGGAUUAUUAGGAACACCUGUUCAAUUUCUCAUUAAUGCAAUUAUCUAAUCAACCAAUCACAUGGCAGUUGCUUCAAUGCAUUUAGGGGUGUGGUCCUGGUCAAGACAAUCUCCUGAACUCCAAACUGAAUGUCAGAAUGGGAAAGAAAGGUGAUUUAUGCAAUUUUGAGCGUGGCGUGG
Molecule: messenger RNA, 6450 nt
Organism: Paramisgurnus dabryanus
Lineage: Eukaryota; Metazoa; Chordata; Actinopteri; Cypriniformes; Cobitidae
Gene: ptgir
Product: prostaglandin I2 receptor
Biological process (GO): adenylate cyclase-activating G protein-coupled receptor signaling pathway; positive regulation of cytosolic calcium ion concentration; negative regulation of smooth muscle cell proliferation
Cellular component (GO): plasma membrane
Molecular function (GO): prostacyclin receptor activity
Source: RefSeq, a predicted model, not a curated record